AUGCGCACUCCGACCGGCGAAGUUCGCUUCGACGAGCUGCGGGGCUGCGCCGCGGGCUGCGCUCGGCUCCUGCGGCCGCUUCUCAGCGAGGAGAUGUCGGUGGUCGCCCUGUACCUGCACAGCGGCCCAAAGCUUGUCGCGGCCAUUUUGGGGACCUGGCUGGCAAAGGGUUCUUGGGUGCCUUUGGACCGUAAGGCGCCGGAAAAGCGACUACGGGAGUUGGUGGGGCAGAUGGAGCCAGCAGCCCUUAUUUGUGACGAUGACAGGCCUUUCACCCACUUGUCCACGCCCUUGCUACAUGCGAGGCAGCUUAUCUGGGACAGCGACUGCACGAUGCCUGAGGUGUCGUUCCAGGAGUCCAUGGACAGGGUGGCGCAGGUGAUCUACACUUCUGGCUCCACCGGUGCUCCCAAAGGUGUGAUCUUCACGCAUGCACGCCUGGCGCACUCGACCCACUUCUUUGCCGAGCAGUGUGGCAUUGAUCAAACUACUCGUGUGUUGCAGAAGACAUCAAACAUCUGGUCGGUGUUCCGCCACGAAGUGUACCCGGCCCUUUGUCGAGCAGGCACGAUCGUUUUUGGCCUGCCGAAGAAGUCUGGUGACCCUAUGCAUCUGGCAGAAGUCAUAGAUGCCUCCAGUGUGACCUUACUUGUCGCCACACCCUCCGUGCUGCAGCUGCUGCUGGACGCGGGCGAGCUGUCGACCUUGCAGCAAGUUGUGUGCAUGGGCGAGCCGCUCUCCUGGCACUUGGCCGACCAGGUCCUCGAGAAGCUUCCAGCUGUAAAGCUCAUGAACUUCUAUGGAUCGACGGAGACGGAAAACACGACCUUCUCUGUCGGUCGCACUGGCAUGGACAUCUGGCGCCAGAACCGCGCCGUCCCUGCGGGUGUGCCCCAGCCGCAUGUGACCGUGCACUUGCUAAGGCCCGGGUCUUUGGAGUCGGCCCAAGGCAAAGGGGAAAUUUGUUUCAGUGGGGUGAUGGCCACAGGAUACAGGCAGCGGCCAGAUCUUACGGCAGCUGCUUUUAUCGACCACCCGGAACUGGGGAAGCUUUAUCGGACCGGCGAUUUGGGCUCUUGGAAUCACCAGCAGCUGGUGGUCCAUGGGCGACUUGAUCGCCAGGUGAAGGUGCGGGGCUGCCGCGUGGAGCUUGGAGAGGUAGAGGCUGCUUUGGGGCCCUUGGUCGCGGAGGUCGCAGCGACUGUGGCGGAGGGUGCGCAGCAGCACUUGCAGAUCAUGGCCUUCGUCUGCCCAUCAGAUUUAAACUUGGAUGAACUGAAGAACGACGUGGAGCAGCGCGUUCCCUCACAUGCAGUGCCGAGUCGUUUUGUGGCUUUGCCACACCUGCCACGGCUAGCCAACGGCAAGGUGGAUCUUAAGCACUUGGAGGCAUUGGCUGCAAAGCACCUCGCCAAGGAGGAGCAGGAGACGCACGCCAUCCUCGACUCCCUCGGUGUACUACAGCAUCUCACCAAGACGCAGCUUGAAGAAGAGAGAUGGUUGCACAACCAGCAGGCCUUCUGGCUCCUAUUGGUGAUGAUGAUGCACAUGAACUUCGUUCACGGGGCGGCAGUCGACCCCAACACUCACUCCGACUCUGGUCAGCUUGCCGGGGCUGUGAUUCUCGCUGCCUGCCACGCCCAUGACAUGAUCGCCUUUACGCUCCUCCUCGGCUUUGCCGAUGCCCGGCGAGAACCAACACUCGGCGCUCGUGAUGCCGUGGCCUUGGCUGCGGCGCUGGUGAGUACGCUGAUAGUGAACCCUUACGUAUGUGGCUCCGUCUUCCUUCUAACGGAGUGGUUCCUCUACGUCUAUGUCUGGUCCCGUCUGCUGCUCGUCGUCCUAAGCAAGAUUCAUGUGGGCCUCUGGCAGGCAGUGCUCGUCUUGUGCGCCGCAUGCCUGCUGCCAGAUGACUUGAUUUGGUUACAAAUUCCGCUUACAUGGCGUGGAUGGCUCGUUGAGAAGGUCACGAUGCUUAGAUGGAAAACCCUGCAUUUUGAUCUCUUCUUCAUGCCCGGCUGCUACCUCCUCGCCUGGCACGCCACUGCCGCCGGGUUUCUGGCUUGGUUUCGGAAGACUGGGGCCCGACUGAUGAACGGAGCCCGGGAUGUUUUGGCGCAGUACAUGGAUGCGGCCGUUGCCGAGAAGAGCUUGCAGAUAAGCAUCUGUCUGGCAUCCUGGGCCUUCUUCUUGGCGCUGUCAUUCGUUCCUGGAGAAUACGGUUACCUGAACUACAAAACGAUCUACAUUGAGGGGCGUGAGAAGGGGAGCCACGUAGUCACCUGGCAGUACAUGACGCACCCCUCCUUAACCUCCUACGUGAUGCUUUGGCUCGGAGAGUUCUUGCUUCUCACCCUGCCGGCCCUUGCUGUGGGUCUGGGAAUGGCAUUUGUGCCAUGGCACUUCAAGACGAUGGGGAGCACUUGCUUCGGCAGCUACAUCAGCCACUGCAUGCUCUGCUUUCAGGGCUGGUUCCGCUUCUACUUCGACAAAAGACUGCUUUCCCGGAUCACCGACAAAGCUUUCGAUCCCAGGCUCAAUGCUGCAAUUGUGCUCCUCUGGAACGUCCUCUUCUGCGUGGCCUACGCCCAUACGAUCGGAGCAGGCUUCCACCACGUGAUGGUCAGGCUCCUCAAGGGCUUCCUCCCGCCCCAAAGUCAAGGAGAACGGCUGAGCUUCGACCAAGUCUAG
Symbiodinium necroappetens is the source of this 2691-nucleotide messenger RNA. The record is from the annotation of a GenBank genome assembly. NCBI's taxonomy places the organism in Eukaryota, Dinophyceae, Suessiales, Symbiodiniaceae.